AUGGCGAGGGAUUUUAGGAUUGUCUCAAGCGCCGAGAAUGGAGCCCACUUAUUGUCCAGUUUCCCUGGGUUCGUGGUCCUCAGCUGCAUGGCGGCCCCUCGCUCUCAGUCAUGUCCAUCGUCCUAUUUGUCUGCGGUGAUCACGACAAGAAACUGCAGAGGACUGAGAAGGUUACUUAUUAUGGGAACGGAGGCGGUGGAGACACCGCGGCUGCUGGUGUCGACGCCGUCGCCACUGAAUCGACCCGUGAGGAACCUUAGGAUGAGAAACACGAUAGAGCUUGCGACACGAAGGUUGAUCCGAAUGUAGUUUCCCACUGCUGCUUAUGUGGUUGCAGCGCCGACAGAUAUGGUGACUUUGAUCGGGGGGGCUGCGGAGGCUGCGGAGGCUGCGGCGGCGGCUGCGGCGGCUGA
This is a messenger RNA of Spirodela intermedia, 413 nucleotides long. Lineage: Eukaryota; Viridiplantae; Streptophyta; Magnoliopsida; Alismatales; Araceae. The record is from the annotation of a GenBank genome assembly.